Bubalus bubalis (water buffalo) is the source of this 1132-nucleotide messenger RNA. RefSeq names its product aspartate beta-hydroxylase domain containing 1 (gene ASPHD1). Bases 1 to 1104 code for a protein of 367 amino acids. Lineage: Eukaryota; Metazoa; Chordata; Mammalia; Artiodactyla; Bovidae. The transcript is spliced from 3 exons. The record is from RefSeq and is a predicted model, not a curated record.
AUGUGGCGAGGAAGCAGCGCAGGGGGUAGCCAGGGAGCCGCCAUGGAGGGAACCGGUGGAGAACUGGGGGGACAGGGGAACUGGGGUCUGGAGGAUGCCCCAGGUCUCUUGGCCAGGGCCUCCCUGCCCAUCAUGCCUGCAUGGCCAUUGCCUCUGGCCUCUUCUGCCCUUACCCUGCUCCUUGGAGCCCUCACUUCUCUUUUCCUCUGGUAUUGCUACCGCCUGGGCUCCCAAGACAUGCAGGCCCUGGGGGCUGGAAGUCGGGCUGGGGCUGUCGGUGGUAGGCCUGGAGGGUGCUCUGAAGCGGGCAGGCCAAGUCCAGGCCGCUCUGGAGAGUCCGGAGAAGGACCCAGGACGGAAGGCCUAAUGAGCCGUCGCCUUCGCGCCUAUGCCAGGCGCUACUCUUGGGCAGGGAUGGGUAGGGUGAGGCGGGCAGCUCAGGGUGGCCCCAGCCCGGGGGGAGGGCCAGGGGUCCUGGGCAUCCAGCGCCCAGGCCUGCUUUUCCUGCCAGACCUGCCCUCUGCCCCCUUCGUGCCCCGGGAGGCCCAGAGGCAUGAUGUGGAGCUCCUGGAGAGCAGCUUCCCUGCUAUCCUGCGGGACUUUGGGGCUGUGAGCUGGGACUUCUCAGGGACGACUCCUCCACCUCGGGGCUGGUCCCCACCCCUGGCCCCUGGGUGCUACCAGUUCCUGCUAUACCAAGCAGGCCGCUGCCAACCCAGCAACUGCCGCCGGUGCCCGGGGGCCUAUCGGGCACUGAGGGGGCUGCGAAGCUUUAUGAGUGCCAACACCUUCGGCAAUGCUGGCUUCUCCGUCCUCCUGCCUGGCGCCCGGCUUGAGGGCCGCUGUGGGCCCACCAAUGCCCGCGUCAGAUGUCAUCUGGGCCUGAAGAUUCCCCCUGGUUGUGAGCUGGUGGUCGGGGGCGAGCCCCAGUGCUGGGCUGAGGGACACUGUCUUCUGGUGGAUGACUCCUUCCUAUACACAGUGGCCCAUAAUGGCUCUCCCGAAGAUGGGCCUCGAGUGGUGUUCAUCGUGGACCUCUGGCAUCCCAACGUGGCUGGGGCCGAACGCCAGGCCCUCGACUUUGUCUUCGCACCAGACCCUUGAAGGAAGAUGCUUCUUUCAAACAUCUGGG